This is a messenger RNA of Striga asiatica, 2833 nucleotides long. The record is from the annotation of a GenBank genome assembly. NCBI's taxonomy places the organism in Eukaryota, Viridiplantae, Streptophyta, Magnoliopsida, Lamiales, Orobanchaceae.
CUAAAAUUUGUGGAUUGUGAUUUGCUUUUGUCCAGACGUGUUAAAUUAGCCGCGACUCGGCUCGACCCGAGCAUCAGCCCACUUUAUUAAGAAAAAUAAGCUGGAAGGUGUGUAAUAGAAAUGGGCAGGCCGACAGCACACUUCAAAUAGAAAAUAAAAAAAACCCUAAUUGCCACCGGCCAAAUCGACGGGACAAAUGCAAGACCUCCUGCCACCGCCUCAGUUCCGGCCACAUGGCUGCGAGAUCACUACCCCCGGCUUCAGUCACCGAGCACCGAUUCAGUCCGGUGCUCUGCAAAUUGGCUCGCCGGCUCGCCGCUCGCGCACCACUUCCGUCCCGGCGCAGCUGCUAAUCGGAGUCCCCGAUUCCCAUCCGGCCGUCUCUCUGCAACUCUCCACUCCGAUUGAUGAAGACAUGCUGUUGAACCUUGCCCACCAAAAUUACAAAGCUGGGAACUAUAAACAGGCGCUAGAACAUAGCAAGACUGUAUAUGAGCGAAAUCCACGCCGCACGGAUAACCUUCUCUUGUUGGGUGCAGUUUAUUAUCAGUUGCAAGACUUUGAUUUGUGCAUUGCGAAGAAUGAAGAAGCUCUUCGAAUUGAUCCACAAUUUGCUGAGUGCUAUGGAAAUAUGGCCAACGCCUGGAAGGAGAAAGGGAAUAUUGAUGUAGCCAUUCGCUAUUACUUGAUUGCUAUUGAGCUUCGGCCUAAUUUUGCUGAUGCUUGGUCGAACUUAUCUAGUGCUUACAUGAGAAAAGGAAGGCUAACUGAGGCUGCUCAAUGUUGUCGCCAAGCUCUUGCUCUAAAUCCUCGCUUGGUUGAUGCUCAUAGUAACCUUGGGAAUCUGAUGAAAGCGCAAGGAUUAAUGCAAGAGGCAUACAAUUGUUACUUAGAUGCGCUUGGCAUUCAGCCCACUUUUGCAAUUGCAUGGUCCAACCUUGCUGGUCUUUUUAUGGAGGCUGGAGAUUAUAACAGGGCCUUGCAGUACUACAAGACUGGCUGCAGGAGUGAUACUAAUGUGUUUUGGUUUAUCUUUGGAUAUGGUUGGUUGUUUCAUGUGUGCCCUUCUUACUGUAUUUUGUGGUGCAUACAGGAAGCUGUCAAGCUGAAGCCAAACUUCUCGGAUGCUUAUUUGAAUUUGGGAAAUGUUUACAAGGCAUUGGGAAUGCCACAGGAAGCUAUAGUAUGCUAUCAACGAGCUCUUCAGUCACGGCCAGAUAAUGCCAUGGCUUUCGGCAACUUGGCUAGUGUUUACUAUGAGCAGAGUAACCUUGAUAUGGCAAUACUCAACUACAAAAGAGCUAUUGCCUGUGAUGCUGGAUUCCUGGAGGCAUACAAUAACUUGGGUAAUGCAUUGAAAGAUGCUGGAAGAGUAGAAGAAGCAAUUAACUGUUACCGACAAUGCCUGUCUCUGCAACCAAAUCAUCCUCAAGCACUUACCAAUCUUGGAAAUAUAUAUAUGGAGUGGAACAUGAUGAGUGCUGCAGCUCAAUGCUACAAAGCAACACUAACUGUUACAACAGGGCUUUCUGCACCUUUUAACAAUUUAGCAAUAAUAUACAAACAGCAGGGUAGUUAUGCGGAUGCAAUUUCUUGCUACAACGAGGUUCUCAGAAUUGAUCCAAUGGCAGUUGAUGGUCUUGUCAAUCGUGGAAAUACUUACAAAGAAAUUGGACGAGUUACUGAAGCAAUUCAAGACUAUAUGCGUGCUAUUGCCAUCCGACCAACCAUGGCAGAGGCCCAUGCUAAUUUGGCUUCCGCUUACAAGGACAGUGGUCAUGUUGAAAAUGCAAUCAAAAGCUAUAAGCAAGCUUUGGUGUUGCGUCCAGAUUUUCCAGAAGCCACUUGUAAUCUUCUUCACACUUUGCAGGACAUUUUGCCUGUCUUGCAUCAUUGUGUGAUGGCUUCUGUUUGGAAAUAUGCUGCACAUUGUUCAGUUGUAGCAUCCCGUUUUUCUCUUCCUCCUUUUAGCCAUCCUUCUCCAUUACCUGUAAGGGGUGGAGGCAGGAAUGGCCGUUUAAGAGUUGGAUACGUGAGCAGUGACUUUGGUAAUCAUCCUUUAUCUCACCUCAUGGGUUCGGUAUUUGGGAUGCAUGACCGAGAAAAUGUGGAGGUUUUCUGCUAUGCAUUAAGCCCAAAUGAUGGUUCUGAGUGGAGGCUGCGAAUCCAAUCAGAAGCAGAACAUUUUAUUGAUGUGUCUUCUAUGGCAUCUGAUAUGAUUGCAAGGAUGAUUAAUGAGGAUCAGAUACAGAUUCUUAUCAACCUUAAUGGGUAUACUAAGGGUGCAAGAAAUGAAAUAUUUGCCAUGCAGCCUGCUCCCAUUCAGGUUUCCUAUAUGGGAUUUCCUGGUACAACAGGAGCAAGCUACAUCCACUAUUUGGUUUCUGAUGAGUUUGUAUCUCCUAUCUGUUACUCUCACAUAUAUUCUGAGAAGAUUGUUCAUCUGCCUCAUUGCUAUUUUGUAAAUGAUUAUAAACAGAAAAAUCUUGAUGUACUGGAUUCGAGCUGCAAACCGAAGCGAUCAGACUAUGGGCUGCCUGAGGACAAAUUUAUAUUUGCUUGUUUCAAUCAACUUUACAAGAUGGACCCUGAGAUUUUUACAACCUGGUGCAAUAUUCUUAAGCGUGUCCCAAAUAGUGCGCUUUGGCUUCUUAAAUUUCCAGCCGCAGGCGAGAUGAGGCUUCGCGCUCGUGCUGCUGCCCAAGGUGUGCAGUCGGACCAAAUAAUUUUCACAGAUGUUGCUAUGAAACAGGAGCAUAUCAGACGCAGUGCAUUAGCAGACCUUUUUCUUGAUACGUAUGUGUUUGCUGGAGCUUCUUUAUGCAAACAUUGA